This is a messenger RNA of Poecile atricapillus (Black-capped chickadee), 5337 nucleotides long. RefSeq lists its product as uncharacterized. The record is from RefSeq and is a predicted model, not a curated record. The coding region runs from base 1 to 4431 and encodes 1476 amino acids. Lineage: Eukaryota; Metazoa; Chordata; Aves; Passeriformes; Paridae. The transcript is spliced from 4 exons. Gene Ontology annotation, molecular function: aspartic-type endopeptidase activity; zinc ion binding; RNA-directed DNA polymerase activity. Gene Ontology annotation, biological process: DNA integration; proteolysis; RNA-templated DNA biosynthetic process.
AUGUGCCAACUGUUCGUGCACUGGGAACUGACACCUGUGCGAGCCAAGCUCUCCCAGACAAUUAUUUAUCACUACAUGGAUGACAUCUUGUUUUGUCAACGCGAUCCAUUUCAAGAUGAAGAUCUCACAUUUAUCACCACCCAGCUCGCAGCAAAAGGCUUGGUGGUUGCCCCAGAGAAAAUCCAAAAACAAGCCCCAUGGAAGUACCUAGGGUGGAUUUUGACAUCUUCAUCAGUCCACCUGCAGAAAUUGGAAUUAACUACUCAAAUCAACACUCUCAAUGAUGCACAGAAACUUAUUGGAGAUCUGCAAUGGGUACGAUCCAUUGCUGGUAUACGAAAUGAUGAGAUAGCACCCUUAAUGAGCCUUUUGAAAGGUACAGACCCCCAAGCCCCGAUUACCCUUUCAGCAGAUCAAAAGAACUGUCUCAUUUAUCUAGGGAAGAAACUACUUUCAACACUAGCAGACAGACGAUUGCCAGAUGUACCUUUAGGACUUUUGAUUUGUAACCACUCUGUUGCACCAUGUGCCAUCAUAUUUCAGUGGCCUGCUUGGCAAAAAGAGAAAGGGGGAGAAGGCCCACCUAAGAGCCGUCGAGGUGCCAAGCAGCCUGCCAAGAAGCCAAUGUUAGUGCAAUUAGCGAGGAAAAGUGCAGAGCCUCUAGCAAUCCUUGAAUGGAUUUUCACACCAUAUACGCCACCAAUGAGUAUCUGGCAGAGGACAGAAGCAAUUGCUUAUCUCAUCAAAAAGGCGAGAACACGAAUAAUGGAGAUUAGUGGUGCUGAACCGGAACAUAUCAGUCUACCAAUAACGAUAGAGAAUCUUGAGUGGAUGCUGAGACACUCAGAACCAAUCCAAUUAGCGCUGCUCAACUACCCAGGAACCGUACACAACAAACAACCUAGCGACCCGCGCCUGCAGAUUGUCUUAAAACAGCGGUGGUUGCUACAGCCCAAAGUUGUGAAGCAGCCAGUGAAAGGCCUUACAGUGUAUACGGAUGCAGGAAGUCGGCAGAGGAAGGCAGCCUGUACCUGGCAAGAAGACUCGAGCUGGAGAAGUAAAGUUAUAGAUGGAGAUGCACACGACUCAUUGCAGACAUUAGAACUUACAGCCGUCGCAUGGGCACUGUCUCAUUGGCGAGACAGUAAGCUAAACAUUGUAUCAGAUUCAUUGUACGUGGUAGGAGUGGUACAACGCAUUGAAGACGCUCUCAUCAAACCACCAGAUAAUAAGCGAUUGUGUCAACUAUUUUUUCAAAUCAAAAGGGCUAUAGAGGACAGAAACGAGCCCUGUUGCAUCAUUCACAUUCGCAGUCAUCAAACAGAAUUCGGUCUCGGAGAAGGCAAUGCAAGAGCUGACAUGCUUUGGAUAAAAGCACAAGUUUUUACUGUGACUGUCGAUAAUGCCUUUGAUCUCGAGGUUUGGCUGUCGAUAGGGGACCGUUUAUGGUCUGAAUUGACUGAAGGAGAUACCAGUGUGUGCAGCCUGGCAGCAACCUGGGGCGCACUUUUUAAGGCACUGGAACAGAGCCAGUCUGAGGACAGUGAGGCCGAGAUGGAAGACUUAGAUGCCAGGAGUGCCUCUUUGGUACAAGAUGAGAGACUGGGAGAUGAGACCAUGGAUGAGUGGCGUAGCACUUCCUCGGAUCGGCCCGGGUCCUCGGAGGACUUUGGCCGCAGGCAGAGGCAGCCCGCGCGCCAGAACCCCCCCCCACCAGGACCGGCGCUGCGAGCACUGCCGCCAAACCCCCCCCCACCAGGACCGGCGCUGCGAGCACUGCCGCCAGCAGCCGCGGGGAGUUCUCCUGCCCCCCCGCUUUCCUCCGCUGGGCCCGUGCCAGGGUCGGCGCCGCCCCUCCCCGGAGCCCGGUGCGGCUGUUCUGCCGCCAUGGCCGUGGAGGGCUUUCCUGCCCCCCCGCUUCCCUCCGCGGGGCCCGUGCCGGAGUCGGCGCCGCCCCUCCCCCGCUCCCGGUGCGGCUGUUCUGCCGCCGUACCUGCUUUGAUCUCCGAGCGACAAUCUGCACCGCCUGAGGCAGCCAGCUCGUCCACUUCUUCUGAUGCCCGGAACGACCUGGCUGCGGGCCCGCCCUGGGACCAUCUCAGGCCGUCCCCACCCUGUCCGGUGACCGCGCAUCCGAAGCAUCGGGGGCAUUUUUGGGACGUGUCCUGUGUUCCUAGGACUGUUGACCGGACUCGCGGGGAUGGUGGCUUUGGAUCUACCGGACUGCCCCAAGUCUUUUGGUCUGCCUGUAUCUCUACUCAGCGACCUCAAAUGACGUGCACCCUAAGUCUGCCAACUGCCAGCCCGCCUCAAAUUCAGCUUCGAGGUCUCAUCGACACCGGGGCAGAUGUGACGAUCAUCUCCUUCUCUGCAUGGCCUCCGUCCUGGCCCUUGACUCCUAUGGGUUCGGCCAUUGAGGGAUUGGGAGUACCUACGAUCAACAAUGCUGAACCCGUGCAGAGGUAUCAAUGGAAAGUUUUGCCACAGGGCUGCAAGAACAGCCCGACUAUUUGUCAGUGGUAUGUAGCUCAGGCCUUAUCUGGAGUCCGUGAGCAGUUCCCUGAAGCUUAUUGUUAUCAUUACAUGGAUGACAUCCUGGUAGCAGGAUCCACCCAGGAUGAACUGCUGAGGAUACAGCCCCAGCUGUUCGGAGCUCUGCGUUCUCAUGGCCUGCAGGUAGCUCCGGAAAAGGUUAGGCAGCAUCCUCCUUGGAAAUACCUAGGAGUCAAAAUCUUAGAUCGAACCAUUUGCUAUCAAGAGGUGCAAUUCGUGGAUUCUAUCAAAACUCUGAAUGAUGCCCAAAAAUUGAUGGGUAUCAUCACAUGGUUGCGUCCUUACUUGGGGCUAACCACAGCACAGUUGUCCCCAUUGUUCAAUCUUUUGAAGGGGGACCCUGAUCUGAAUUCCCCUCGGGAGCUGACUCCUGAAGCGCAGCAAGCUCUGGAGGAUGUUCAACAGGCUGUUUCUGCUCGGCAGGUUUACCGGGUGGAUCCAUCCAUUUAUAUCACUGUUUUUAUUACUUGUCCAGAGUCUCAUCCCACAGGUAUCAUUGGCCAAUGGAGUGAACAAUGGUCUGAUCCUUUGCACAUUUUGGAAUGGAUCUUUCUGCCUCAUCAACCGAAAAAGACGGCCCCCACAGUAUUUGAAUUAGUUGCUCAAUUGAUAAUUAAAUGCUGUCAGCGGUGUUUGCAGUUAAUGGCAGCUGACCCUGGGAAAAUUAUCCUCCCGAUAGGGCGGGAGGAAUUUGAAUGGAGUCUGACCAACAGUGCCUCCUUACAGAGUGCGCUGCAAAACUUUUCAGGGCAGGUUGCUUAUCAUCUGCCCAGCCACAAACUGUUGCAAUUAGCAGGGUCAGCUGAAUUGUCCUUUCGGCAAAAGAGUAGUCGGGUGCCGGUGCAAGGACCCACCAUUUUCACUGACAGUUCAGGAAGAACGGGGAAAGCCAUUGUUACAUGGAAGGAUGAGUCUGAGUGGCAAGUGCUGGAAGGCCAUGAGUCAGGCUCAGCCCAGUUAGUCGAACUAAGGGCCGCAACCAUGGCAUUCCAGCAGUUUUCUCAGGUACCAUUGAAUUUAGUUACUGAUUCUGCUUAUGUAGCAGAUCUCGCUAAGCGUCUAGAUUGUGUGCUCCUGAAAGAAGUUGAUAAUGAGCAUCUAUUUCGGCUGCUGAAGUCUUUGUGGUGUGUAAUCCAAGCUCGAGUUCACCCAUAUUACAUUCUGCAUAUUCGGAGUCGUACCAAUCUACCAGGUUUCAUAGCAGAAGGUAAUGCCAGGGCUGAUAGGUUAGCUAACCCUGCUUGGGUAGCACCUCAGCCUGACAAAAUUGCACAAGCUAAGGCAUCGCAUGAUUUUUUCCACCAAAGUGCACAUACUUUGCAAAAACAGUUUCACCUGACACCGACCGAAGCUCGUGACAUUGUCAGUUCUUGUGCUGACUGUCAUGGACUUGCAGCACCUCUGCCAGCGGGGGUGAACCCCAGAGGGUUGAAAGCCCUGCAGCUUUGGCAGACAGAUGUUACUCACAUUGCUGAAUUUGGCAGACUUAAGUAUGUGCAUGUGUCUGUUGACACCUUUUCAUCUGCUAUGUGGGCAUCUGCUCACACCGGGGAAAAAGGUCGUGAUGUUAUUGCCCAUUGGAAAAUUGCAUUUGCAGUCUUGGGCAUACCUUCUUCUGUGAAAACUGACAAUGAUCCUGCCUAUGCCUCACAGAAGACACGACGGUUUUUACAGUUAUGGGGAGUUUCACACGUAUUCAGUAUCCCACAUUCUCCCACUGGGCAGGCUAUUGUCGAACACGCUCAUGGUACCCUAAAACGUGUUCUAGAAAAACAAAAAACGGGGAUGGUUGGAGAAACUCCACACAGCCGGCUGGAGAAAGCCUUGUACACAAUCACCUCACAGUGCAAAAGAAUUCGGAUAACCCUGUCAUUUUGAAUCAUUUUCUUUCAUUGCAGUCCUCAGGCGAGGUGCACCUGCCUCGAGCGAAAGUUUGGAUGAGAGACCUAACCACCAACAAGUGGCAAGGCCCGUGUGAACUCAUCGCUUGGGGUCGCGGGUAUGCAUGCGUUUCCACGGACACUGGGGUACGGUGGGUACCUGCAAGGUGCAUUCGCCCUGAUCUGCGACACCAAAGGCAGAAGGCAGCCAACAGGCGACCCUCAGAUGAUGACCAAGAUACCGAUCAUCACUCAGAUGGUCCUUCUACAAGCAGAGAGUGAACAUUCUUACCUGUCGACAAGUUAGACUGUCAGUUGGAACAGACUAACAAUGUUUUAUUUGUUGUGUGUGCGUGUGUUAGUUCACUGAACUAGUUGUGUUAGUCAACCAUCAGAUCCUUGCAAAGAGAACAAUCCUUAAACAUCAAAAACAUAAACCAAAAUUCUAAGUCAGUGUCCAUUCCAAGUUCUGUUAAAAGAAACCUCUUGUGCUGUGUUUGUUCUCUCUCCUGCAAGGGCCCGGCAGGACGUGACAAACACUGCCUUUUAUUUUUUUCUAACAAAAGGGGUGAGUUGUGGAUGCUAGCUUUGGAACAGGCUGCAGGGAGCCUGCAGAAACUGCAGGCCCCAUAGCUUUCUCAAGUCCAGCCUGAGAAAGUAGCCUGGGAAGUUUUAAGGAGGAAUCAAAACAAUUCUUAGAGACAGAAAACAACUGCCAGGUGCUGUUUUCCUGUCUCCUGUUGUCUUUGCAAGAGAAAGCCAGAGGGUGUUGUUCACCACUGACCAAUGAUGGUGAUGUAGCAGUUUACUAACCAAUAAGAGUUUCCUUUCUGUAUUUUCCACGAACCAGUCUAUAAAACAAGGCUGAAGCAAUAAACUAAGGAAUUCUCCUGUUCUGACUCCA